Amborella trichopoda is the source of this 1127-nucleotide messenger RNA. It is a transcript of the gene LHCA2, whose product is annotated as photosystem I light harvesting complex protein. Gene Ontology annotation, biological process: photosynthesis, light harvesting. The record is from RefSeq and is a predicted model, not a curated record. NCBI's taxonomy places the organism in Eukaryota, Viridiplantae, Streptophyta, Magnoliopsida, Amborellales, Amborellaceae. Gene Ontology annotation, cellular component: membrane.
UGCCGCGUGUCAACACCUGAUCCAAUCAGAAACACAUCUCCUAUCUCCAUUGGAUAAGCCCCUUCCAUGCUUACAAAUCCAAUACCCUCUCCCACUGUCAAAAACUGAGAAAGGAAAAACCAGGAGAGAAAAAAGAGAGGAAAAGGUAGUUGCAGAAAUGGCCUCUGUUUGUGCAUCUUCUUCGACAAUCGCUGCUGCGACCAUCUCCGCUUCCAGCUCUCAGAAGAAUGUUAAAGCUUCCUUCUUGGGAGGAAGGUCACUUAGACAGGGCAAGGUAUGGGUUCCUGUCUCCAGGAGAUCCCUGACAGUGUCUGCAGCUGUUGCCUCUGAAAGGCCUCUCUGGUUUCCUGGCAGCACCCCUCCUGAAUGGCUUGAUGGAAGCCUUCCUGGAGACUUCGGGUUCGAUCCUCUUGGGCUUGGUUCUGACCCUGAAAGCCUAAGAUGGAACCAACAAGCAGAGCUGGUCCACUGCCGGUGGGCUAUGCUUGGUGCUGCAGGCAUCUUCAUCCCUGAAUUCCUUACAAAAUUGGGCAUUCUCAACACCCCCUCAUGGUACACAGCUGGUGAGCAAGAGUACUUCACCGAUACCACCACCCUCUUUGUAGUUGAGCUCAUAUUCAUCGGUUGGGCUGAGGGUAGAAGGUGGGCCGAUAUCAUAAAGCCAGGGUGUGUCAAUACUGACCCAAUCUUCCCUAACAACAAGCUUACGGGCACCGAUGUGGGUUACCCAGGUGGCCUAUGGUUUGACCCACUUGGUUGGGGAUCUGGGUCACCUGAGCAGCUUAAGGAGCUAAGGACUAAGGAGAUCAAGAAUGGGAGAUUGGCUAUGUUGGCAGUCAUGGGUGCAUGGUUCCAAGCCGUCUAUACAGGCACUGGACCCAUCGAUAACCUUUUUGCCCACCUUGCUGACCCUGGCCAUGCCACCAUCUUCAGUGCCUUCACCCCUAAGUGAGGAAAGGUACAUCGGCUUUGGAGGUAUUGCUGGAUCAGAAAUCAGACAUGGCUGUAAUAUUUUGACUGGAUCAGGAGUUGUAUUUCUAAGGAGGAGGACUUGUAAUGUAAUCCUGGAUUGGAGUGUAUGUAUUUAUAUAAUUUGUUUAAGUUCACUGUAUCUGUCAUAGCAGUUC